GGUCAGGGGGCUGAAACAGCAACUUAAGUUGGUUGUAACAGCCUUUCAUCAUGGUAUUGCUGAAAAAUAAUAGACAGAGUGGACAGAGUCCUGCUGGAUGUCAUAGAAUGCCACCUCUGUGGUCCCUCAGUGUGCUCCUCACAGGAUUCCUACUUCAAACUGAUGGAGUUUGUGCAGGUGGUGACAAAUCCCUGGGCAGUCCUUUUGUACAAACAGCUGUACGUGAAGCCAUUGAACAGGUGAAUAAAGCAUACACGGAGACAAGAAUUAACCAAAAACAGCAGCUAAGCAAAAGAUCCUUGAAGCCUUCUGACCUCCUGCGUUUCUUCAAACACCCAUUGGCAGAAACCAGGGUUGCAGUGCGGUCAGCAGAGUACAUGGAAAACACACUGCGCCUCAUUCAGCAGCAUGUCUAUCGAGUCCACAAACGCUCACUGAAUGUAACAGAUUUGUUAACACCGAAUGACUUAGACACCAUUGCAAGUAUCACAGGCUGUCUAGCCAUACGUCAGCCCCCAAUAUGUAAAUACAACUGUUUCUCAGACCAAUACAGGACCUUCACCUCUGUGUGCAACAACAGAAUGAAGCCUCGCCUGGGAUCAUCCCACACUGCACUCACCCGAUGGCUCCCACCUCUCUAUGAGGAUGGAUUUUCACUUCCACUGGGCUGGACUCCAAACAAGCGAAUAUUAAGAUUCCCUCUGCCACUGGUUCGCAAAGUGUCAAAUACAAUCCUGAGAACACCCAAUGAAGCCGUAGUCAUGGAUACAGAAAUCUCUCACAUGUUAAUGCAGUGGGGUCAAUGGAUUGAUCACGAUAUGAGCUUAAGCCCCCAUUCUGGCAGCAUCCAGACCUUCAAUGAUGGCAUUGACUGUGAAAGAACCUGCUUUCAAAGAAAUCCCUGUUUCCCAAUACAGAUCCCUCGAGGUGACACAAGAAUCAAGAACCAGAGUAUAUGCUUGCCAUUCAUCCGGUCAGCUCCUGCGUGUGGCAGCGGUGAGCUGGGCUCAUUGUUUGGUGAUGUCAACACUCGGCAGCAGAUGAACGUACUUACUGCUUUCAUUGAUGUGAAUGAGGUCUAUGGCAGCACGGACUGUGUGGCCAACAAACUCAGAAACCUCACUAAUGAACUUGGCUUGAUGGCUGUCAACACGGAAUAUUCUGACAAUGGGCGAGAAUAUUUACCAUUUAACACCAUUUCAAGCAACCUUUGUGGAAGUAUGGGGGAAAGUUGUUUCACCAAUGAAAAUUCAACUCCGUGUUUUAUAGCUGGGGAUGUACGUGCCAAUGAACAACUGGCAUUGACAGCUACGCACACCGUAUUUCUCCGGGAGCACAAUCGUUUAGCGAGAGAGUUGAAGAAGCUGAACUCUCACUGGAGCGGAGAAACAACCUAUCAGGAAGCGAGAAAAAUCCUGGGAGCUUUUCAGCAGAUAAUAACCUAUAGAGACUUUGCUCCCCUGGUAAUCGGAGACGAGGCAACAAUGAAAUAUCUCUCAUCUUAUGAAGGCUAUGAUGAAUCUAUCGAUCCUGGUAUUGCCAAUGUUGUCUCCACAGCAGCUUUCCGAUUUGGACAUCUCAUGAUUAACCCAAAGCUAUUCCGUCUUGAUGAAAACUACCAGGAACACCCACAAUUCAAAAGCCUUGACCUGCACCAGGCUUUCUUCACUCCCUGGAGACUGAUCAAGGAAGGUGGAGUCGAUCCCCUCAUGCGAGGGUUGUUGGGCAGACCAGCCAAACUACAGAGACAGGACAAGAUGUUACCAGACGAAUUGCGGGAGAAACUGUUUGAACUGACCACUCAUUUAGGAAUGGACCUGGGUUCCCUGAAUAUGCAGCGUUCCCGGGAUCAUGGACUCCCAGGUUACAAUGCUUGGCGGAGAUUCUGUGGCCUUUCAGCACCCAGAAAUCAGGGUCAGCUCUCUAAGGUCCUCUGCAAUACUGCUUUAGCAAAGAAACUCAUCGACUUGUAUGGAACUCCAGAAAAUAUCGACGUGUGGUUAGGGGCAAUCUCCGAACCCUUCGUAAAAGGUGGCAGAGUAGGCCCUUUGUUGGCUUGUUUAAUAGGACAACAAUUCAAGAAUCUGAGAGAUGGAGACAGAUUCUGGUGGGAAAAUGAUGAAACAUUUCCUGCCCACCAGCGUCAGGCUCUUAAAGACAUCUCCUUGUCCAGGAUAAUCUGUGAUAACACAGGGAUUCAGUUCCUUCCUCAGAAUGCCUUUAAAUUCCGUCCAUUCCCAAUUGGAUAUGUAAACUGCAGUGAGAUCCCACAGGUCGACCUGAGUGCAUGGAAGGAAGAUUUAGAAGUGACUCCUUGUGGCUCAGUUCCUCUUGUUGAUCACGGCCACUUCUCCAUCUGUAAAUCUUCAGUCAGGUAUGGCUGUAAGUCCGGAUAUGAACUGAUGGGGGGAGACACGAUAACCUGUCUGAGUAAUGGACAGUGGAACCGAGAACCACCUGGCUGCAUAAAUGCACACGGAAUCCAGUGCAUCGUGACUGCCAAUGGUUGGCAUUGAGUCCAAAAGAUUAAAAAUAAAAACAAAAAACAGAAAUUGCCACUGCCAUCAUCAGAGUGCUAAUCUGUGAUGAGGUCACCUCUCAAAUCAUCGUCCCCCUUCCUUCACCGACCCCACCAUACACAUUCCAUUGUCUCUUAUUGAUCUUCUCUUUCUGGAAAUGUUAGCACUAGCUUGAAGCUUAGAUGUUACAGUUUAAAAUCAGAACAUGCUGAAAAAAUUCAGCAGGUCUGGCAGCAUCUGUGAAGGCAGAAAUAGGCUUAAAAUUAUGAAUCCAAUAUGACUGUAAUUCAAACAAUCAGUUCUGGAAAAGAGUCAUAUUGCACUCAAAACAUUACAUCUGUUUCUGUCUCCACAAGAUAUUGCCAGACCAACUGACUUCUCCAGUACUUGUUUUUAUUUCUGACCUCUUGUAUCUGCAAUAAUUUGCACUUUUAAGAUAAAAGCGCUGAUCCACCCUCGGAAUUCUUUCAGAACUCAAUCAGUCAAGACCACAUAAAGUUCAAAAUCCCACUGGACCAAUAGCAUUGAAAGGACAUAAAUGUGGCACUGAACCAAAAAUGCCUACCUGGACAUGCUUUAAACCGGUGCUAUAAUUUCAAAAGAACCAGAUAAAAUCAAACUUUAGUUUAACAAACUAAAACAAGGAAAGCCAAUUCAUUGCAGCCAGAGAGAUUAUAAAUAUGGAAAAGGAAUGUUCAGUUGUCAGAUAUCUGGGGUGUAUCAAUUUUUGAAUAAGCAGAAAUGUAAUUGAGUUCUUAAAGACACAAGAUCCA
Messenger RNA from Chiloscyllium plagiosum (whitespotted bambooshark), 3292 nucleotides. RefSeq names its product eosinophil peroxidase-like. Gene Ontology annotation, biological process: response to oxidative stress. Gene Ontology annotation, molecular function: peroxidase activity; heme binding. Lineage: Eukaryota; Metazoa; Chordata; Chondrichthyes; Orectolobiformes; Hemiscylliidae. The record is from RefSeq and is a predicted model, not a curated record.